AUGGAAGACUAUAAAUGCACCAGUUGCUUUGAGGAUAUAUAUAUAAAUAGUGACAAGGAGUUGUUUUAUUUCGAUAUAUGUAAACAUAAAAUAUGUGGUGAAUGCUUAGAGAAUCAUUUAAAUAAGCAUAAUAAGCAACACUGUCCUCGUUGCAAAGUGUCAAUAACCAAAAAGAAUGUUGUUCCUUUUGAUAUAGAAGAACGAAUAUACUCAAAUCAAAAAAAUAUACGAUCCAAAUUGAUGGAAAUAUUUAAUAAAAGAAGACAUAAUUUUGAAAAUACACCUUUAUAUAAUAAUUAUUUAGAAAAAAUUGAAGAUAUUAUAUAUAUGUUAACUAACGAAUGUGAUGAGAAAAAACGAAAAAUUAUUGAGUCAUAUAUAAAAAAGUAUGAAAAGGAAAACAUCAAAUUGAUAGAAGAAAAUAAUGCUCUUAUAUAUGAAAAUGAAAAAAAAAAAAUCCAUGAUAUAGUAAAAGAAGAAGGGAAUUUAUAUGAAAUAAUUAAACAUAGACCUAUAAUAAAUAAAUCAAACAAUGAGACUUAUGUUCAUUCAUUAAUUAAAGAAAACCCUAAGCUAUUUGAUGAAAUAAAGGUAACCAAUAUAUCCGAAUCACAACCACAACCAUUAAAUGCAUCUAUUAAAAAUGAUACAGAUAUACCUGUGCGAAAAUUUACUUCUGAAGAGGACUUAAAAAAGUCCGACUACGCUGGGGGGUAUAACCCCUCUAUCGUCUUUAAAAGGUGUGACACAGAAUUUAACUCCACCAUAUACUUCAACAUAUAA
Messenger RNA from Plasmodium malariae, 783 nucleotides. RefSeq names its product CDK-activating kinase assembly factor, putative (gene MAT1). The record is from RefSeq and is a predicted model, not a curated record. Gene Ontology annotation, cellular component: transcription factor TFIIH holo complex. Gene Ontology annotation, molecular function: metal ion binding. Bases 1 to 783 code for a protein of 260 amino acids. Gene Ontology annotation, biological process: regulation of cyclin-dependent protein serine/threonine kinase activity; regulation of transcription by RNA polymerase II; DNA repair. The transcript has a single exon. Lineage: Eukaryota; Apicomplexa; Aconoidasida; Haemosporida; Plasmodiidae.